AUGCCGGCAGCACCAGUUUCGCCACCUCGUCGCAUCACCCGCGGUUCACUGGCUCGAUUUGCCUACAGUGACGGAACCUCUUCAAAAGAAAAUGUGACACCUUCAAUCACUGACAUUGAAGAUGCCGUGGUGUCGAAUGCCACGGUUGCCAGCACCACGCGCAAACGAAAACGGGUCAUCAAGUCAUCGCCGCCGACGUCUGUCAAGAAAGAGGAGGUCCUCAAAGAAGAGGAGACGACGAUAACAGACAGCAAGCCUGCCGCAACUCCUCGAAAGGCUCGAAAGCCCGCCCGGAAGAUUUUCGAUCCUGCAACCAAAACGGAGACGAUAUCGGCCCCCUCCGACUGGGAGGAGAUGUACGACCUCGUGAAAGCCAUGCGCCUGGACGGCGGGCCGGCCGCCAAUGCCGCCGUCGACACCAUGGGCUGCGAACGGCUGGCGGCGCCGACGGCGUCUCCGCGGGACCAGCGUCUGCACACGCUGGUGGCGCUGAUGCUCUCGUCGCAGACCAAGGACACGACCAAUGCCGUGGCCAUGCGGCGCCUACAGACGGAGCUGCCGCCGCACGAGCCGGGCGCGCCGCCGGGCCUCAACCUCGAGAACCUACUGGCGGUGGCGCCCGAGAAGCUCAACGAGCUGAUUUGGAUCGUGGGGUUCCACAAUAACAAGACCAAGUAUAUCAAGCAGACCGCCGAGAUCCUGCGGGACCGCUGGGACGGCGAUAUCCCCGAUACGAUCGAGGGGCUGACGGCGCUCCCCGGCGUCGGCCCCAAGAUGGGCUAUCUGUGCUUGAGUGCGGCCUGGGGCAAGACCGAGGGUAUCGGCGUCGACGUCCACGUCCACCGUAUCACCAAUAUGUGGGGCUGGCAUACCACCAAGAACCCCGAAGAGACGCGCCUGGCGCUGCAGAGUUGGCUGCCGCGCGACCGCUGGCGCGAGAUCAAUUGGCUGCUCGUCGGCUUUGGUCAGACCGUUUGUCUCCCCGUGGGCCGACGCUGUGGCGACUGCGAGCUCGGUUUGCGAGGCCUGUGCAAGGCGGCCGAGAGAGGCAAGGUGCUCAAAGGCAGGAAAGAGCGGGAGACCAAGAUCGAGGUGGGCGAGGAUGGUGACGUGGUCAAGGCGGAGAUUGUAGAAAAAGAGGAAGUACUGGUAGCAGAUGUCGUCAAGAACGAGGCAGUCGAAACUGGUGCUGUUUUGGUCAAAGAGGAAGGGUCGGACGAACUCAAUUUGCCCACACCAGCCAAAAGAACGAGGAAAAGAAUAUAG
This is a messenger RNA of Pestalotiopsis fici W106-1, 1266 nucleotides long. RefSeq lists its product as uncharacterized. The record is from RefSeq and is a predicted model, not a curated record. Gene Ontology annotation, cellular component: nucleus. Gene Ontology annotation, biological process: base-excision repair; base-excision repair, AP site formation; nucleotide-excision repair. The transcript has a single exon. NCBI's taxonomy places the organism in Eukaryota, Fungi, Ascomycota, Sordariomycetes, Amphisphaeriales, Sporocadaceae. The coding region runs from base 1 to 1266 and encodes 421 amino acids. Gene Ontology annotation, molecular function: DNA binding; oxidized pyrimidine nucleobase lesion DNA N-glycosylase activity; DNA-(apurinic or apyrimidinic site) endonuclease activity.